Messenger RNA from Amorphotheca resinae ATCC 22711, 5559 nucleotides. RefSeq lists its product as hypothetical. Gene Ontology annotation, biological process: protein autophosphorylation; phosphorelay signal transduction system. The record is from RefSeq and is a predicted model, not a curated record. The transcript has 6 exons. The coding region runs from base 10 to 5280 and encodes 1756 amino acids. Gene Ontology annotation, molecular function: phosphorelay sensor kinase activity; protein binding; histidine phosphotransfer kinase activity. Lineage: Eukaryota; Fungi; Ascomycota; Leotiomycetes; Helotiales; Amorphothecaceae.
UCGUUCGUGAUGGGAGGGCCCAUCAUGGUGGGCAGGACAGAGGAGCAUGACAAAGUGGUCAAGAUCAUUGAUAAAGUGGCCAAACGGCACGUUAUUGCUCAAAUGCAAGAUGUGUCUAGCAUUUCAUCUGGAGUUAGCUUAUCUGAAGGCCGCUUGGAAAGCUUUAACGCGGCUUCGGCGAUCGUCACAGACCUAUCGAGUGAGGGAGACAACACGAGCUCUGGCGAAGCAAGAUCCAUCCCGCUAACAGCAAACGCACUCUCUGGAGAACUCAGAAGAUACAAGAGCAAUUCGAGCCAAAUACGCUCUGUCACCAAUUCAUUACACAAUUCUCUGGAAAGCCAAGAAUCGUCUAAGUGCCCAGGACUUCUUGCGCGCAGGCUCUUCAACAAAAUCAAUUAUAUAAAAGCUCCCGGGGUUGGUAUUACCAAAGUGGUCCUAAACCCCUUGACUGAAGAGGAUGUCAUCCAAUAUGUUUCUGCGACGCUCUGUCUACCUAGGCAUGAUGUCAUACCAUUGGCUGCUAUCAUCCAGUCGAAGACUGCAGGCAAUCCUUUCUAUAUGAGAGAGAUGCUUGACACCUGUCAUCGAAAGCAGUGUAUAUGGUACGACUAUAAGGAUAAUGGCUGGCGCUACGAUCUUGACCGAGUAUUCAAACAAUUUGAGGCUAAAAGCUACCACGACACUCCGAACAGCGAAUUCGUCACAGGCCGACUGCAAGAAUUACCUCCGUCUUCCAGGGCUAUCCUUGGUUGGGCUUCACUUAUUGGGAAUUCUUUUUCAUUCGAAUUGAUCCAAAAGCUUCUAAGCGGCGAAUUCGAUUACGACGAGUCUGGAAACACGCCAGGGGCUACCGGGCACUGCCCGCUAUCCCAUCCGCAAGAAGACGCUGUCAUAGGCCUACAAGCGGCGAUUCAAGCAUACAUUAUCGUUUCCACUCAAGAUGAUGAUCGAUUCCGUUUUGUACACGAUCGUUACGUCCAGGCUGCAAGAUCUCUCUGCGAAGUCAAUGGACCGAAGAUGCACUUCAUAAUUGCGCAAACACUUCGUAAAUACUAUUCUGCUGACGAACGAUUGCGAGAAAUCACUGCAACCCACAUAUGCGCGUCAGUGGAUGUCAUCAACAAACGUGUAGUGCAUAGACAAUCUUUACGGAAGGUGCUCUUCGACUGUGCUCAAGCGGCCGCCGAGAGUGGUGCCAGACCAACCGCUUCCAGAUUCUACACUCAUUGUUUUGCGCUGCUGCAGAAAGAUCCAUGGGAUGAUAGCGCAGUGGAUGUCUAUUACGAGGAGACUCUCCAACUCUACACUCGAGCAGCCGAGUGCAGUCUCUAUAUGGGCCAAUAUCGAGAAGCCAAGCGACUGCUUCAACAGGUCUUCAAGAAUGCCAAGACGCCUGUCGACAAAGCUCCUGCCUGGGUUCUACAGUCCAGAGUCCUCGCUCAAGAGGGUGAUUCGCCUUCAGCCUUUCAGGCAUUGAAACAGUGCCUUGGGGCGCUAGAUAUCGACAUUGACCCCAAGCCUACCUUCGAGAAAUGUGACGCUGAAUUCGAGCGUCUUUCUCUCAAAAUACAAUCUAUGGACACGGAAGAGCUGGUCUCUAGAUCCAUGUCACCAGAUUCCAACCUUGCCGUCGUGGGUGCUGUACUUGUGGAGACAUUGACGUCUUCUUUUUGGACCGAUAAACUUACUUUCUAUCAAAUGGCUUUAGUCAUGGUCAAUACCAUACUCACUAAUGGCAGCUUCCCUCAAGCUGGUAUGGCUUUCAUGCACUUAGCUAUGAUCGCAAUUAGUCGGUUUAAUAUGAUUAAGUUCGCCUCUGAUAUGGGGCACGUCUCCAUAGCCCUCAUUGACCGAUGGCGCGACCAUUACACAAUGGGGAGAGGCGGAUCGGCGUAUUAUCUCUUCGUUGGCCAUAUCCAGAUGCCUAUUCCGGACGCAAUUCCCCAAUUAGAGGGAACACUGGAGUACGCCAUCCAGGCCGGUGACAGGAUAUCAACCAUCUUCAAUUUUGGCUUGGUCGGAAAUCUCAGAUUCUUUGCAUCCGAGCACCUUGCUGACCUUGAGGCCUUCUGCACAUACGGGUGUGAAGAAAUUCAAAACUGGCAGGAUGAUACUCGCGGAGGCACCAUGAUCAUAUCAGUGAGGCAGGUAGCGAAGGCUCUGCAGGGAAAGACAUUCACCUUAAACCCAACGGAGGUUAUGAGUGACUCGCAGCACAACUCCCUGGCAUACAAGGCCUGGCUUAGAAAAGCCUCGAAAGAUAACGACCGGCCGCUCAUAUUCUAUGAAAGCCUUGAAAUAGCACCCUUGUUCUUAUAUGGACACUAUGAGGCAGCAAUUAGGCUAGGGAAUUCCGCCCUACGAAAUAUCGACACUGUAUGGUCCGCCAGAAAUACCCGAUUUUUAAUGUUGUUCCAAGGUUUGUCCAUCGCAGGUUUGAUGUGGUACAAGCUACAAGACCCGGUCCGAUCUGUUAACCAUGAGAAUCCAACGCCUGAAACUCGACAAAUUGAAGCAGACCUCCGAAAAGAGCUUGCUGAAGUCACAAAAACGAUACUUCACUACCAGAGGAAGAUUGAAGAUUGGCAGGCUGUUAAUGAUGUUAACUACCUAGCGUGGUCACAACUGCUCGCUGCUCAGAUUGCCGAGAUGCAAGAGGAUUAUGGUGCGGCAUUAAUGCACUAUGAAGAAAGCUUGGAUCAUGCGUCAGCUCACAGCUUCGUUUUCGAGGAGGCACUGGGCAAUUACUUGCUGGCGGGAUUUUUCAUAAGAGUCGGGUCCCGACGACCUGCCAAAGCGGCACUGCGAGAGGCUAUUAUGCUUUAUCGCCAAUGCGGUGCUGUCGGAGUCGCCAAGCACAUUGAGGAUGAACAUAGCCUCCUGCUUCAAGGCCCGACAAGAAACCUAAGAACAGCAGAUAUGGCUGUCCAGACAGACUUCGCGGGCGAUUCUGCCCCUGUACAGUAUCAGACCCUUGAAGGUGAUGAUGAUGAUGUGCGUCAACAGACACGUGCAGUGAUCGAGGAGACCAAGGAUGAUAGGAUCGGUGCAUGGCAAGGCGGCUUCGCGCGCCCAGACGCUGGCUCAGGGCUUCCCGCACUCGACAUGCUUGACCUGACAUCGAUUCUCGAGAGCUCCCAGGUCAUUUCAAGUGUCCUACAAGUCGACCAGUUGCUCAAAACCAUGUGCGAGAUCAUUCUGCAGAAUUGCGGCGGUUUGGCAUCUCUGGCGGCUAUCGUUGUCGAGGAUGACGACCCAGUCGGUUGGAGUAUUGCUGCGAGCGGUGAUUCUGAAAAGGGCGCAGUGGCCCAUAUUCCCGGGCUUCCCCUGGCUGAAACGGCAUUAGUCGCGGAGAAGGUCAUCCUCUACUGCACGAGGUUCCGGGAGACAGUGUUCCUUCCGGACUUGAUCCGUGAUGAACGGUUCAGCAACGUCAGUGAAGCCUGGUCAGCACGUAAUCCGGCUGGCAAAUCUGUCAUUGCCAUACCCAUAUGUCACGGUGACAAGCCACUGUUGGGUGUCCUCUACCUCGAAGGAGAGCCCAACGCAUUCACGGAUCGAAAUCUCACCGUCCUCCAAUUGCUGGUCAAUCAGAUUGGAAUCAGUUACUCCAACGCGCUGACGAUGAAGGAGGUCGAGAGGGUAUCUGCUUUCAACAAUUCCAUGGUCGAUGUUCAGAAGAAAGCCCUUGCAAAAGCUCUCGAGGCCGAAAAGCAGGCCAAUCUUGCGAAAGCCGAAGCACUUCGUAAUGUGAAGCUGGCUGAAGAGGCUGCCAAAGCAAAGUCGAUCUUCCUGGCCAAUGUCUCGCACGAGCUUCGAACCCCCCUCAAUGGUGUCAUCGGUAACUCCGAACUGCUCAGAGAUAGCGACCUUCGAAAAGAUCAGGCGGAGAUGGCUGACUCCAUCCGCGUAUCAGCCGAUCUACUUUUGACCGUCAUCAAUGACAUUCUAGACUUUUCGAAGAUGGAAGCCGACAAGAUGAAACUGUUCAUUGUUGCCUUCAACGCUGAUGAGAUGCUUCGUGAAGUCGUCCGGUCUGUUUCUUACAGCAAUCGAGACAAGAAGAGCUCAAGGAAUGUCGAGAUUAUACAAGAUAUCAAUCUUCCUCAAUCUUUGAUCUAUGGGGACCCUGUACGACUUCAUCAAGUCUUGGGAAACCUGAUCGGAAACAGCUUAAAGUUCACAGAAAAUGGAUCAAUCACUGUGGGCGCAAGGACCGACAUGGAGACAAAGGACGCCGUGAAGUUGACGUUCUGGGUCAAGGAUACUGGAAUCGGCAUUCCACAACAGCAACUUGCCAAGUUGUUCAAGCCCUUCAGUCAGGCUGAUGCCAGCACCGCUCGAAAAUAUGGUGGAAGCGGUCUUGGCCUCAGUAUCUGCAAGUCGCUCAUCGAGUCGAUGAUGGGAGGUACAAUUCGGCUGGAGAGCGCCGAGAAUAAAGGAACCACUGCUUGGUUCUCCGUCACCUUUCCGAAGGCAAAUCCAGAAGCUACUCCGGGCGAUAGCCAAAACGGAAUAGAUCAGAGAGCCCCCAUGGCAAAAUAUAUCGAAUCUGAUGGAGAAGGCUUUGCAUCUCCUCACACGGAUUUCUCCAAUGUUCCUCGAGACCAACUGCGCAUAUGUAUUGCGGAAGAUAACCCAAUAAACCAAAAGAUCGCAAUCCAAUUCAUGGAUAAGUUGGGGUUCAAGUAUGUCGAUGCCUACGAUAAUGGAUUGGCAGCCGUGGAGGGUCUGCGAAAGAGAGCCAGGGAAGGUAAACCCUAUCACAUCAUCCUCAUGGAUGUGCAGAUGCCUGUACUGGACGGGUAUGAAGCAACCAAGCUGUUGCGACAAGAUCCGCUUGACGCUGUUCGUGGGAUAUUGGUCAUUGCGAUGACUGCUUCUGCGAUUCAAGGUGACAGAGAAAAGUGCUUGGCGUCUGGAAUGAAUGACUACUUAGCUAAGCCUGUUCGAUCUGGAGUGCUGAAGAAGAAACUCGAUCACUAUCUCCAACAGCCUCCUCUCGUGGUAUCAAACCUCCAGGAAGAAGCUAGGAAAGUAGCAAACGACGUCUUGUCAGGUUGGGACGGACAGGACAGCCCGCCCUUCUUGGAUUCUUCGGAUCCCUCGCUCUCAGAGUUGACGCAUCAUUCGCGCAGGAGGUCAUCGACUUCCGCACCGCCUGUAUUAAAUCCACUUUCAAGCCGAAGUCCCACCAUUAAAUUCAACAACUCAGCAGAACCGCGUCAAGGAAGGUCAUCUCACAAUGGAAGAAGCCUUGGCGGCGGCUCCCAAUAAAUACAUGAAGAGGAUUUUGCCAAAGAGUCUACCUGCCCUAUCUAAUAACCGUUUUCACGGGAUCACGACGGAUCGACUCGACGAAGAGAAAGGGACGAGUCGGGCAAUUUCUCGUUUCAAGAGGUGAUCGCUCAAGGUGGUCAGGCCCGGGAUCCCCACCGCAAGCAAUGAGAGGAUGAGAGAUACAAAAGCAGCCUUUUUUGCUCUUCAGGGAAGAGACAACAUCGAUUGGUAAUACUGUUGGCGAAGAGGGAAGAUAUAGAAUUGGGAAACUAGAUG